Sphenostylis stenocarpa is the source of this 1026-nucleotide messenger RNA. NCBI's taxonomy places the organism in Eukaryota, Viridiplantae, Streptophyta, Magnoliopsida, Fabales, Fabaceae. The record is from the annotation of a GenBank genome assembly.
AUGUAUUCCUCGGGCAAGUUGGGCAGAGAGCUUGUCUUUGUUAGUUUCUUCAUAUUUUUCUGGACAUGCACAUCUAGUGCUACAUCCGGCGCACUCUCUGAACCUUCCAUUGCUGCACAACAUGAUGCGUGGAUGGUCCAGCAUGGCCGUGUUUAUCCUAAUAGUGCAGAGAAGCACAGACGCCGACAGAUAUUCAAGUACAACUUGGACUUCAUUCAGAAACACAACAACCAAGGAAACAAGAGUUACACUUUAAGCCUAAACCAUUUUGCUGAUUUAACUAACCAAGAAUUCCUCGCGUCUUACACAGGAGCUCUUUAUAACCCACAUACUCUACCACCUUCUUCCAACACUUACCAUAACAUCACUCUCACUGCCGCUGACAUUGAUUCAAGCGUGGAUUGGAGAAAGAGAGGAGCCGUUAACGAAAUUAAGUACCAAGGCCAAUGCGGGAGUUGCUGGGCAUUUUCAGCUGUGGCAACUGUCGAGGGGAUCACCCAAAUAAAAACUGGAACCUUGAUUUCAUUGUCUGAGCAACAGUUGGUGGAUUGUGCCAGCUAUGACGGAUGCCAUGGACAAUCCAUGGAAAGAGCCUUUGAGUAUAUAAAAGGAAAUGGUCUUGUAAGGGAAGAUGAGUACCCUUACACAGGAAGACAAUGGACUUGCCACCGUGUUGGUGGUGUCGAUCUAACCAUGAUUAGAGGUUACCAAAGUGUGCCUCCGCAGAUGGAGGAGGAACUUCUAAAAGCAGUGGCCAACCAACCUGUGUCGGUACUCCUUGAGGCUAAAGGACAAGCAUUUCAGUUUUACUCUGGCGGAGUUUUCGAUGGACGGUGUGGAACUGAACUUAACCAUGCAGUUACUGCAAUUGGGUAUGAUGGGGACGCAAAUGGCAAGUACUGGUUGAUAAGGAAUUCAUGGGGCAAACAAUGGGGAGAGGGUGGUUACAUGAAGAUUAGGAGGGACACUGGUACCCCUGAAGGUCUCUGCGGCAUUAACCUGCAUGCCACUUAUCCCGUAGUUUAA